AUGGAAUCUGGCAGAAGGGGAUGGAAUCUGGAAGAAGGGGAUGGAAUUUGGGAGAAGGGGAUGGAAUCUAGGAGAAGGGGAUGGAAUCUGAAAGAAGGGGAUGGAAUCUGGGUGAAGGGGAUGGAAUCGGGGAGAAGGGGAUGGAAUUUGGAAGAAGGUGGUGGAAUCUGGGAGAAGGAGAUAGAAUCUGGGAGAAGGGAAUGGAAUCUAGGAGAAGGGGAUGGAGUCUGGGAGGGCAGGAUGGAAUCUGGGAGAAGGGGAUGGAAUCUGGGAGAAGGGGAUGGAAUCUGGGAGAAGGGGAUGGAAUCUGGGAGGAGAAGGGGAUGGAAUCUGGGAGAAGGGGAUGGAAUCUGGGAGAAGGGGAUGGAAUAUGGGAGAAGGGGAUGGAAUCUGGGAGAAGGGGAUGGAAUCUGGGAAAAGGGGAUAGAAUCAGGGAGAAGGGGAUGUAAUCUGGGAGAAGGGGAUGGAAUCUGGGAGAAGGGGAUGGAAUCUGGGAGAAGGGGAUGGAAUCUGGGAGAAGGGGAUGGAAUCUGGAAGAAGGGGAUGGAAUUUGGGAGAAGGGGAUGGAAUCUGGGAGAAGGGGAUGGAAUCUGGAAGAAGGGGGUGGAAUCUGGGAGAAGGGGAUGGAAUGAGGGAGAAGGGGAUGGAAUCGGGGAGAAGGGGAUGGAGUCAGGGAGAAGGGGAUGGAAUCUGGGAGAAGGGGAUGGAAUCUGGGAGAAGGGGAUGGAAUCUGGGAGAAGGGGAUGGAAUCUGGGAGAUGGGGAUGGAGUCUGGGAGAAGGGGAUGGAAUUUGGGAGAAGGGGAUGGAAUCUGGGAGAAGGGGAUGGAAUCAGGGAGAAGGGGAUGGAAUCUGGGAGAAGGGGAUGGAAUCUGGGAGAAGGGCAUGGAAUCUGGGAGAAGGGGAUGGAAUCUGUGAGAAGGGGAUGGAAUCUGGGAGAAGGGGAUGGAAUAUGGGAGAAGGGGAUGGAAUCUAGGAGAAGGGGAUGGAAUCUGGGAGAAGGGAAUGGAAUCUGGGAGAAGGGGAUGGAAUCCGGGAGAAGGGGAUGGAAUCGGGGAGAAGGGGAUGGAAUUAGGGAGGAGGGGAUGGAAGCUGGGAGAAGGGGAUGGAAUCUGGGAGAAGGGGAUGGAAUCUGGGAGAAGGGGAUGGAAUCUGGGAGAAGGGGAUGGAAUCUGGGAGAAGGGGCUGGAAUCUGGGAGAAGGGGGUGGCGUCUGGGAGAAGGAGAUGGAAUGAGGGAGAAAGGGAUGGAAUCUGGGACAAGGGGAUAGAAUCUGGGAGAAGGGGAUGGAAUCUGGGAGAAGGGGAUGGAGUCUGGGAGGGCGGGAUGGAACCUGGGAGAAGGGGAUAG
Messenger RNA from Closterium sp. NIES-65, 1347 nucleotides. Lineage: Eukaryota; Viridiplantae; Streptophyta; Zygnematophyceae; Desmidiales; Closteriaceae. The record is from the annotation of a GenBank genome assembly.